This is a messenger RNA of Nicrophorus vespilloides, 711 nucleotides long. RefSeq names its product uridine diphosphate glucose pyrophosphatase-like. The coding region runs from base 51 to 704 and encodes 217 amino acids. The transcript is spliced from 2 exons. Gene Ontology annotation, molecular function: metal ion binding; UDP-sugar diphosphatase activity. Lineage: Eukaryota; Metazoa; Arthropoda; Insecta; Coleoptera; Silphidae. Gene Ontology annotation, biological process: nucleoside phosphate metabolic process; ribose phosphate metabolic process. The record is from RefSeq and is a predicted model, not a curated record.
UCUUAAAAUCACGUGACCACGUAUACAUUAUAUAUAUAACAUGUGAUAUAAUGUCAAUAGGAAGGUUGUCAAGAAUACUAUUAAACAUGGAGAACCUCACGAAAGCGUCGUUAACCGCUUUGAAAGAAUCAAAAUACGUUAAACCAUUAACAUUAUCCUUCGAACAAAAUGGUACUCAGAGAACAUGGGACUUCCUGGAAGUCCACGAUAGUGUUGCCAUCAUCAUAUACAACGUGAGUAACAGCAAAUUGGUGUUCGUGAAGCAGUUCAGGCCACCAGUUUAUGUUAUGAGUAUACCUGCAAGUGAACGUACAGAUAACAUCGAUGUUAAAAAGUACCCAGCCCAUUUGGGUUUCACCCUCGAGCUUUGCGCUGGUAUCGUUGAUAAGAAGCUCAGUUUAGCGGAAAUUGCGUCUGAAGAAAUAUUGGAGGAAUGUGGUUAUAAGGUUCAUCACAACCAAUUAGAGAGGGUUUCUAGUUACAGGUCUGGUGUAGGAACCACUGGAAGUGAACAAACCUUGUAUUACUGUGAAGUCACAGAUGAGAUGAAGGAGAAUAAGGGUGGUGGAGUUGAAGAUGAGAUCAUUGAUGUGAUUGAGAUGUCUGUUCCAGAAAUUAGAGAAUUUAUGAAGAAAGAACAUAUUUUGAGUCCACCAAGUUUUCUGUAUGCCAUGCAAUGGUUCCUUGCCAAUAAACAAGUUUAAACUUUAA